AUGGCAAGAACAAAGCAGACAGCUCGUAAGUCCACCGGCGGCAAAGCUCCCAGGAAGCAGUUGGCCACCAAGGCUGCCCGCAAGAGUGCCCCGGCCACCGGCGGCGUCAAGAAGCCUCACCGCUACAGGCCCGGCACCGUAGCUCUUCGCGAAAUCCGCCGCUACCAGAAGUCCACCGAGCUCCUCAUCCGGAAGCUUCCGUUCCAACGUCUCGUAAGGGAAAUUGCCCAAGAUUUCAAGACCGACCUGCGCUUCCAAAGCUCCGCCAUCAUGGCGCUGCAGGAGUCCAGUGAGGCCUACCUGGUGGGCUUGUUCGAGGACACCAACCUGUGCGCCAUCCACGCCAAGAGGGUCACAAUCAUGCCGAAAGACAUCCAGCUGGCACGUCGCAUCCGCGGGGAGAGAGCUUGAUUUGCUCCCGCCCAA
This is a messenger RNA of Entelurus aequoreus (snake pipefish), 426 nucleotides long. RefSeq names its product histone H3-like. Gene Ontology annotation, cellular component: nucleosome. Gene Ontology annotation, molecular function: structural constituent of chromatin; DNA binding; protein heterodimerization activity. The transcript has a single exon. NCBI's taxonomy places the organism in Eukaryota, Metazoa, Chordata, Actinopteri, Syngnathiformes, Syngnathidae. The coding region runs from base 1 to 411 and encodes 136 amino acids. The record is from RefSeq and is a predicted model, not a curated record.